Trichomycterus rosablanca is the source of this 4278-nucleotide messenger RNA. It is a transcript of the gene tbc1d9, whose product is annotated as TBC1 domain family, member 9 (with GRAM domain). NCBI's taxonomy places the organism in Eukaryota, Metazoa, Chordata, Actinopteri, Siluriformes, Trichomycteridae. The transcript has 22 exons. The record is from RefSeq and is a predicted model, not a curated record. Bases 338 to 4078 code for a protein of 1246 amino acids. Gene Ontology annotation, molecular function: calcium ion binding.
GCGCUGCCUUAAAAGAUGAAUCCUUAAAUCCGGGAGUUUGCUUCGUUUAUUUCGGAUCUUCUUAUUCGAUUUAUCUUCUCGGAUUGUUCUGAGUAUAAGAGAAACGUGGAGGUGCACCUGAGGGACAAAAGCCUGCCAGCUGAUCGUGUUUAUUCAUUCAUCUGGUGGAAUUGAAUGGUGGAGUGCGUGCGUGUGCGCCACCGCUUCAGCCUGAGGAGGAACAUCACCGUCCACCGCGAAUCUGAGCUGAGAUACACCGACACAGGACGGAUUUUGCUGAACUGAAUCAGCAGAAUUUGAAUGUGUAGGUAGGGGAUUGAGGAGGCUGAAGGUGAAGAUGUGGCUCCACCCGGAGGAGGUGCUGCUGGCCGGCGCGCUUUGGGUGACCGAGCGCGCAAACCCGUACUUUAUCCUGCAGAAGAGGAAGGGACAUGGAGAUGGAGGUGGAGGAGGACUAGCCGGUUUGUUGGUGGGAACUCUUGACGUGGUGCUGGACUCAAGUGCUCGUGUGGCUCCGUACAGGAUCCUUUACCAAACGCCUGACUCUCUGGUGUAUUGGAUCAUUGCUCAUGGGAGCUCUCAUAGAGAGAUUACUGAGCACUGGGAGUGGCUGGAACACAACCUCCUGCAGACACUCUCUAUAUUUGAGAAUGAAAACGACAUCACUACCUUUGUUAAAGGCAAGAUCCAGGGCAUCAUUGCUGAAUACAACAAAAACCACGAUGUUAAGGAGGACGACGAUACAGACAAAUUUAAAGAAGCCACGGCUAAGUUCCGAAGGCUGUUUGGGAUGCCGGAGGAGGAGAAGCUGGUGAACUAUUACUCCUGCAGCUACUGGAAAGGUCGAGUGCCCAGACAGGGCUGCCUUUACCUCAGCAUCAACCACAUCUGCUUCUACUCCAACCUCCUGGGCAAGGAGGCCAAGCUGGUGGUCCGUUGGGCAGACAUCACACAGCUGGAGAAGUGCGCCACCCUGCUGCUGCCGGACAUGGUGCGAGUGAGCACCCGCAGUAACGAGCAUGUCUUCUCUGUCUUCAUCAACAUUAACGAGACCUUUAAGCUAAUGGAACAGCUGGCCAACAUCGCCAUGCGCCAACUCCUGGACAACAAGGGCUUCGAGCAGGACCGCUCACUGCCCAAACUUAAGAGGAAAUCACCUAAGAAAGUGUCAGCCCUCAAAAGAGACCUGGACGCCAGGGCUAAGAGUGAGCGCUAUCGGACUCUGUUCCGCCUGCCAAAAGAUGAGAAGCUGGACGGGCACACGGACUGCACCCUGUGGACCCCCUUCAACAAGAUGCACAUCCUAGGUCAGAUGUUUGUCUCCACCAACUACAUCUGCUUCACAAGUAAAGAGGAGACCACGUGCAGCCUCAUCAUCCCUCUCCGAGAGGUGACCAUCGUAGAAAAAGCUGACAGCUCCAAUGUGCUGCCCAGCCCGCUCUCCAUCAGCACCAAGAACCGGAUGACUUUCCUCUUUGCCAACCUCAAAGAUCGUGAUUUCCUGGUGCAGAGGAUCUCUGACUUCCUGCAGCAGACCUCCUCCAAGAUUUACUUUGAACGAGAGAUCGCUGGCAGCCUCACCAGCUCAGACGACGAGGUGUACUCUCAGCAGGGCAGUCUGCUGUCCUGCAGUCCUCAGCGCAGCAGUUUGGGCUCGGAGGGCGAGAGCGAGCGCCAGUUCAACCUCAACGACAACAGUGUUCCCACGGCAACACAGGCCCUCAUGACUAUGUACCGCCGUCGCUCGCCGGAGGAGUUCAACCCCAAGCUGGCUAAAGAGUAUCUGAAGGAGCAGGCCUGGAGGAAUCACUUUGCUGAGUAUGGACAGGGUGUGUGUAUGUACCGCACAGAGAAGACCAAAGAGCUGGUGCUUAAAGGAAUUCCUGAGAACAUGAGAGGGGAACUGUGGCUGCUCUUCUCUGGGGCGAUUAAUGAGAUGGCCACUCACCCCGGCUACUACGAGGACCUGGUGGAGAAGUCGAUGGGAAAGUAUAAUUUAGCUACAGAGGAAAUUGAGCGUGAUCUUCACCGCUCACUCCCUGAACAUCCAGCCUUCCAAAACGAAAUAGGCAUCGCUGCACUGAGACGGGUCCUGACUGCUUACGCAUUCCGCAACCCCAACAUAGGCUACUGCCAGGCAAUGAACAUCGUGACGUCAGUGUUGCUGCUCUAUGCUAAAGAGGAAGAGGCUUUCUGGCUGCUGGUGGCGCUGUGUGAGAGAAUGCUACCGGACUACUACAACACCCGAGUCGUAGGUGCGUUGGUGGAUCAGGGGGUGUUUGAGGAGCUGGCGCGAGUAUACGUACCACAACUAUACGACUGCAUGCAGGAACUGGGUGUGAUCUCCACCAUCUCUCUGUCCUGGUUCCUCACGCUCUUCCUCUCCGUCAUGCCCUUUGAAAGCGCCGUCGUUGUGGUCGACUGCUUCUUCUAUGAGGGUAUCAAGCUUAUUUUCCAGCUGGCGCUGUCUGUGCUCGACGCCAACAUCCACCAGCUGCUCGGCUGCAAGGAUGAUGGAGAAGCCAUGACUGUACUGGGCAGGUAUUUGGACAGCGUGACCAAUAAAGACAGCACACUGCCUCCCAUUCCUCACCUGCACUCUCUUCUGACUGAUGAUGGAGAACCUCAUCCUGAGGUGGACAUCUUCAAACUUGUCUGCAGUUCCUAUGAGAAAUUUGGCUCUAUUCGGGCGGAUGUGAUUGAACAGAUGCGCUUUAAGCAGAGGCUGAGGGUUAUCCAGACUAUUGAGGACACUACUAAGCGCAAUGUGGUUCGAACUAUUGUAACAGAGACUGCAUUCAGUAUUGAUGAGCUGGAGGAGCUUUACACACUCUUCAAGGCCGAGCACUUGACCAGCUGUUAUUGGGGAGGUACAAGUAACCCCAUGGACCGUCAUGACCCAAGCCUGCCCUACCUGGAGCAGUAUCGUAUGGACUUGGAGCAGUUUAAGGGGUUGUUCUCAGUGCUCUUUUCCUGGGCCAGCGGUACACACACUGACGGCUUAGCUGUCCGAUUCUUCCGCCUGCUCGACCAGAAUGCAGAUUCUCUUAUCAACUUUCGUGAGUUCAUCUUCGGCCUUGGUAUCCUGUGUCAUAGUGACCUGACUGAGAAGCUGAAACUCCUCUACAAGAUGCACAUACUACCAGAUCAUGAGCCGGACGAGCCAGACUCGGCUUUUGAGGCUACACAGUACUUCUUUGAGGACAUCACCCCUGAGACCUCCAAUGGCCUGGACCCCAAGAGAAGUGAGAAAGAUGAUGGUUUUGUCAGGGUCACCUUCAAAAAUGAAAAAGUGAAGAAGAUGCAGAUGCAGGAUUACCGUACCUACAUGCGUUUAUGGAACCACGAGACAAAAUCCAAAUCAGAGAACAUGAAGAAUCUCCCAAAACUUAACCAGGGUCAGUUCAUUGAGCUGUGUAAGACGCUCUAUAACAUGUUCAGCGAGGACGCCAGCGAGCAGGAGCUGUAUCACGCUACAGCCACGGUCACCAGUCUGCUGCUAGAAAUGGGCGAGGUGGGCAAGCUUUUCUGCAGCCCGUCCAGCAAAGAGGACGACGCCGACGACGAGGAAGAGGACGAAGAGGAGGAGCGAACAUCGGUCUCCCGCAGGAAGCAGCACAGGACGCGUGGCGACUCCGUCAAUGAAAAGCUUCCGGGCUCAGCUCCGAUGGAGGACGUCAAACUGGACGAGUCGCCCAAAGACACGGGCACGUCCUCGGCCAUGCUGGUGUCCGACGACGAGACCAAAGACGAUACGUCCGUGUCUUCGUACUCGGUGCUGAGCACCGGCUCACAUGAGAUGGACGACAAGCUGCACUGUGAGGACAUCGCGGAGGACACGGUGCUGGUGCGCAGCGCCGCAGGACGAGAUCGGAUCCCACACAGCGCCAGCAUUGAUAAAGACUGGGCCAUCACUUUUGAGCAGUUCCUGGCCUCAGUGCUGACUGAACAAGCCUUGGUGAGGUAUUUUGAGAGGCCCGUGGAUAUUGCAGCCUGUAUCGCGAAUGCUAAGAAUGUGCGUAAAGCCGGGCAGACGCACCCAUCGGUCAGCGACUAUGAAAUCUCGCUGUCGGGCUAAAACAGUGGUUUUAUUGGCACUGUACUGUUUUCCUGUCUGAGAGACAUGAUGGAAUUAUAAUGAUAUUAUGGUUCAUGACUAUUACAAUGUACUUUUCGGUGUAUGGUGGGUAUUGUCAGGCUUCAGGCUGCAUUUACAAGUGCAACUAACAGUUGAACGUUAAAAUCUGGGUUUGUAUCAUUGUUUUUGCUAGAAAAAAC